Messenger RNA from Anguilla anguilla (European eel), 3086 nucleotides. RefSeq names its product carboxypeptidase Z-like. Gene Ontology annotation, biological process: proteolysis. Gene Ontology annotation, molecular function: protein binding; zinc ion binding; metallocarboxypeptidase activity. The record is from RefSeq and is a predicted model, not a curated record. The transcript is spliced from 11 exons. The coding region runs from base 90 to 2096 and encodes 668 amino acids. NCBI's taxonomy places the organism in Eukaryota, Metazoa, Chordata, Actinopteri, Anguilliformes, Anguillidae.
AUAAACUCACUUUUUUUCAAGGGAAGCGUUGUGAACGGAAAGUUUCCUUUCUAAUUAAAGCGGAUAGGGACGAGAAGUGCCACAUCACAAUGUAUACGGAGUACAAACGGAUCAAGAUGAACGUUGUUGUUUUUGCAUUAAAUGUAGCGGCUGUGGUCGUCUGGUGUGCCCCACGACGUUGCGAACCUGGAGACGAAAUUUUAGGAAGAUGCAGAGCUUCAGAUGAAGCCAGGUGCACGGACAUGAUGCUGGGCUACUGCGACGACAUGCCGUACACCCGGACCAUCUUCCCCAACCUCCUGGACCACCGGAGCCGGGAGGAGGCGGAGGCGGGGGCGGAGUACCUGCUGCUGAGCGUGGUGGAGUCGCUGCUGAAGGGGGAGUGCACGCCGGACGUGCGCAUGCUGGGCUGCUCGGUGCUGGCGCCGCGCUGCGAGCGGGACCGCGCCCUCAAGCCGUGCCGCAGCUCGUGCGAGGCCGUGCAGCGCAGCUGCGCCCACGCCUUCGAGGCCAUCGAGAUGGCCUGGCCCUACUUCCUGGACUGCGACCGCUUCUUCGUCAGCGACGAGGAGGGCUGCUACGACCCCCUGGAGGGGCUGAGAGAGAAAGAAGAGGCGGUCCUUGCUAGCGUCUCCCCAGAAGAGCCUGGCACCAUCAUCCAGUUCAUCUACCACACGAACGCGCAGAUGAUAAACAUACUGAAGAAGACGGCUGCGAUGUGCCCCGACAUCGCCUCCACCUACAGCAUCGGUCGGAGCGUGGAGGGCAAAGAGCUUCUGGUGAUCGAGUUUUCCAGUAACCCGGGGCAACAUGAGUUGCUCGAGCCGGAAGUGAAGCUCGUUGGCAACAUGCACGGGAACGAGGUGCUGGGUAGGCAGCUGCUGAUCUACCUGGCCCAGUACCUGUGCUCGGAGUACCUGCUGGGGAACCAGCGCGUCCAGGCGCUCGUCGAAACCACCCGCAUCCACAUCCUCACCUCCAUGAACCCCGACGGCUACGAGCUAGCCUCCUCAGAGGUAGAGGGUAGCAAUGACCCAGACAGCGAAGAAGGUCCCUGGUACAACGGGUGGAUCACCGGACGGGCCAACGCCCAGAACCUUGACCUGAACAGGAACUUCCCUGACCUGACGUCCAUCGUUUACAGCAGACGCAGGACGCGGCGUUACCGCACCAACCGCAUCCCCAUCCCAGACUCUUACUGGUCUGGUAAGGUGGCUCCAGAGACGUACGCUGUGAUGAAGUGGAUCCGGUCCAUCCCCUUCGUGAUCUCCGCCAGUCUGCACGGGGGCGAGCUCGUCGUCUCCUACCCGUUCGACUUCUCCAGACACCCGCUGGAACACAAGGUUCUCUCCCCCACCCCGGAUGAGCAGAUAUUCAAGCAGCUGGCCAGGACCUAUGCAGAUGCCCAUGCCACCAUGGCCAGUAACGAAACUGACAGAUGUGGUGCCUCGUUUGCCAGUAAAGGUGGCAUAAUUAAUGGAGCCGAGUGGUACAGCUUUGCGGGAGGAAUGGCUGACUUCAACUAUCUUCACACAAACUGCUUUGAGAUCACAGUUGAGCUGGGCUGUGACAAAUAUCCUGUGGAAGAAGACCUGUACACCGGCUGGCGGGAUAACAAAGAGGCUCUGUUGAGCUUCAUGGAAUCAGUCCAUCGUGGUAUAAAGGGAAUAGUAAAAGACGAAUAUGGAAAUGGAAUCAAAGGAGCGAGUAUUUCAGUUAGAGGAAUCAGGCAUGACAUCACAACAGCUGAAGGUGGGGACUACUGGAGGCUCCUGACCCCGGGCAUCCACAUCCUCACGGCCUCGGCCCCCGGCUACACCAGGAUGAUGAAGAAGAUCUACCUGCCCGCGCGGAUGCAGAAGGCCGGCCGCGUGGACUUCGUGCUCAAGAUGGCCAUCCUGGAGCCCGACGUCGACUACUUCAACCCGCCGGCCAUGGGCACCUACGACCGCUUCGACCCCUUCAACCAGUUCGAGCGCUACACCCGGAGCGAGCUGGGGGUGAACGGGGAGGAGAGGCAGGAAAAGCCCUGGUGGUGGGCCUACUUCGCCCAGUCGGGCAACUCCGUCCCCACCUGGCUCCUGCGGAACUAUUAGCGCCGCAGGUAGAACCGCCGCGGUCACCUGCAGCAGCCCCACCUUCCUGCCGAUAAUCUCACGGCCCCGAGGCUUUCUGCCAGCUUAAUGCACAACCGAGACCCUCAGAGACGCUGUGUAAGGUACACGCUUGAUCAUUAACGAGGCCCGACAUCCUCUUUCAGUCCUUGACUCUCUGUGCACAGUGCGCCUACUCCUUUCGGUUUUUAUCGAGCAAACCUUUUCUUGCAUUCUGACGCCACUUUGUAUCACGUGCCGCUGAAGGUUUCUCGUCCUCUGGCAGGUGGAGGAUGGAUUUUGUUUUGGUAUUUUUGUCUCUUUAGUAUUUAUCUCGCUUCCUUUUUUUGAACUACCAAAUUGACAGCCCAGUCAUUUGCCUUAAUUGUUUUAUUUAUUAUUGUUAUUUUUUUAAUGAUUGAAAUGAAGAUGACAAAAAUUGGCAGGCCAUAGAAUGUUAUUGACAGAAGCCGCAUACACCACAAAAAAAAAGUCUGUCUUAAGUUUUACAAUAUUAUGAGACUUAGUCUUAUUUUUUCACUGAAGUAGGAAAUGUUAGCGUGUUUUUUGCAAGUGAAUUCAUCUUACCCCAAUAGCAAGUCUUGAAAUGAAUAUAACUGGUUCUCCUCAUUGGCAAUCUUUCUGUCUUUUUUGCAAAAAAAUUAAGAAAUAAGAUUUUAAGUCGAAAUAUAAGACUAAAAUACUUAAGAUUUACUUUUUUACAGUAAAUUUCCCCUCUAUACACAAAAGGUUUUUAAAUGUUUCACAGAAUGGUUUCAAAGCAAAGGGACAGUUUGGGAUAGGAUAUUUAGAUUGUCUUCCUUAGCUAACCAUCUUGUAUCGUUUCCUGUAUAUUUGUGUCAAGAGUUAGCCAUCUCCUUCCUCCCAUUUGUUCACAAAAUGCCAUUACAGGCCACUCCAUCCCUCAUAAGAAGGAAGAAAGAGAGUGUUUCAUAUAGUCAAGAGAAUAUAAAGGAGAAUUUCUCAAACACA